CAGCGAUGUCCGACGGCGUCGAUUUGUUGGGCGAACACGAAAACCAGGCGUCGACGUCGCAAUCAGGGCUUGAAAACAGGCUAAAUGGACACUCGCAUUCAGGAAUUACGCUCGUAUUGCCUUCUCUCAAAGCGCUCAAGGCUGCAAAGGCUGGAAAGAAAUCCAACCUCAAAAGCAUCCCUCCGAAUCAGGAUGGAGACGUCAAGAAAGCUCCAAGACCAGUCAAGUUGAAACCACUCAGGGAAGUCCUCAGUAAACUCAUUGUGCAAAUAAAGAAAAAAGAUGAUUAUGCUUUCUUCAUUCAUCCGGUGGAUCCUGACAAGGUGCCUGGUUAUACGGAUGUGAUAAAAAAUCCCAUGGAUUUUGGCACGAUGACCACCAAGGUUGAACGCGGAAAGUAUCGCUCCCUCGAAGAGUUCUCUACUGACUUCCGCCUAGUCGUCAAUAAUGCUAAGAUAUUCAAUGCUCCCGGUUCGAUAUAUUACAACGAAGCAGAGCGUAUCGAGUCCUGGGGUCUAGAACACAUAUCCAAAGCUUCCGCACACGUCAUCGAGUAUGAAACAAACUGGAACGUCGAAAUCGAGAACGACGACGACGGCACUCCCGUCAAUGUCGACGAAGAAGACACUUCUACAUUGCGAGAUGUGGACGGGAGUCUUCCCGCUGGCUCUCCCGCUCCGUCGACUACCCCGGGUCCUACUAGGAGAGGUCGCGGUUCGAAGAAGAACGCACCCCCAACUAUGUCGGAAAGUUUGGAUGCAGAGGGUCGUUUGCCGGGGUCCAAGGAUGGCGUUGGUGCAUUCCCCCCUGGUUCUGAUUGGGCCGAGAUGAUGGUUGCCCUCAAGAUCAAAGGCAAGCGAUACAAGACCAAGAAAGAAAGGUUACGAUUCGAGAAAGAAGGUCCCCCAUACUACCCUGAUGGCAGCCUCGCCUAUGCUGAAAUGGAGGACCCCUUUUCAGUCCUCAACGUCUUUGUACCUGACCCUCCCUCUCGACCACAGCUAUCCGCUCUAUACCCGCCCUUUCCUACGGAAGGUACUUCCUACACGCCACAAGCCAUACAACUACCCUCAGACCAUCCAUUUCCCCAUCUUACCACCGUCGACACCCGACACACCUAUUUGCCGGGCACCAAGUUGACCGCACAAACUGUCCGCCCUAUAAACAAACGGAAGCAUUGGACGAUCGUACGCCACUCAGCCACCCGAUCUCGACUCAAAGACACAGACCAAGAGGAACUCACGGCAUCAGCCUCGAAAACCUCUCAUGAAGCGUUGCCAGCCGACUGGGGUACGUUUGCGGAGCUUCUCGGUAGGCUGGCUGUAGAUCCGGCUUCACGUGCCAAUACGUGUGCGAGCGAGCAGAAUUUACUUGCGGCACUCCGAAGUAGCAUGUCGUCUAGACAGAUUCCGCACUCGUCCCCUCCAUCAUCGUCACCGUGGCCGUCAACGGAUACAUCUAUCCCUCAAACGGAGUCCGACUUUUGGACGGAUGCAACCGUUAGAAACGGAUGGGAUUAUUUGCUAGACGUGGUAUAUGGUGGUGUCGACGGGUUCGCUUAUGUACGCAGCCUCGCAGAAUUCCUGCGUCGUCCUCCUGAAGUUGAG
Pisolithus orientalis is the source of this 1607-nucleotide messenger RNA. RefSeq lists its product as uncharacterized. Gene Ontology annotation, cellular component: nucleus. Lineage: Eukaryota; Fungi; Basidiomycota; Agaricomycetes; Boletales; Pisolithaceae. Gene Ontology annotation, biological process: regulation of transcription by RNA polymerase II. The annotation marks the transcript as partial. The transcript has 5 exons. The record is from RefSeq and is a predicted model, not a curated record.